UGACUGGCUGACACCCUGACAAGGAGGAUUUCCUACAAGGUGACAGUCCCCUUUAAUGGAUUCCUGGGUGAUGAUCGCUGUGAUAGAGGAGACGUGCCUGGACUUCCCACACAAGGCUGUGCUGAUGGCAAUGCGUUACUAAUUGUCGGGAUCCUCACCUCCUUGGCCAGAGCUCUCAGGGGAAGACCCCCCAUAGCACUCAUUCUUCUUCAACUUGACUUUUAUUUGUUUCCUCCCACAUCCAAUUCGAUGUGAUCAGAUCCAGCUCAUGGACAACCUAAACUCUAUAUAAGACCCAUGUGGUGGGACUGGCAUGGUUCACAGUGACUUGGAGGAGCUGCAAACUUCUCAUCUCUCUGCUAUAGGGGACCCUGAAGAACCCAGCAAGAGCUGUGGAUCUGUACCUGACUGCUGGAUGAGAAGAUGAGGGAUGUCAUGUACAGCGCAGUGCUGGCCAUUCUGCUCCUAUUGCUCUCCUCUGGAUACUGCAAGGACAGGACUGACUCCAAUAACCUCACAGACAAAACUCUGCUCAAAUUUAUCAUGAAACUCAUCAAAGACUUUAAGAAGUAUAACCUGGAAGAGGAGAAUCAAGUGCAAUAUCCCUCCAAACAAAGUUAUUACCAUGAGGGGAAGGAGGAUGUUGAGUAUGGAGCCUAUCACGAGCAGAGAGUAGAAAUCGUUCCUCGAGAUCUUCGGAUGAAAGAGAAGUUUUUAAAGCAUUUAACAGGUCGACUUUCCUUCACAAGUCCAAAUUGCAAUAAACAUUUUCGAAGGCUUUACAACAGCACGAGAGAUUGCAUGAUUCCAGCUCAUUAUAAAAGAUGUGCAAGACUCCUUACCAGAUUGGCCGUAAGUCCGAUGUGUAGUGAUGGAUAACACACUAUAAUAAGACAGAAAACGAAACACCCUGAGAACUAAAAAAAGAGUGCCUUGGAAACUAACAGGAACACUUAUAUCAUAUUCCAUUGUGAACAAAUAAAUUUAUUUUUGCAUAUUGACAAAUUUAUGUACUUCCAUGUCUCUUCAAACAUGCAAUUGUAUGUCCAUUUUACAGAUGUUGUGUAACUGCCAAAAGUACUGAUAGUUUCAUGUUUGUGACACCUCAAUGACUGUAAAAGCAGCCAUGUUCUCGGCUGAGCCAAUAUGAAUGAGGAUUGUAGUCAUACCAAGAAGUGUAAUGAGGGCAACUUGUUCUUUCUUAUGAUUAAAAAUUAUAAUGCUAGGUAGUGCAAUCCUCUGCCCACUCCUAAUUUCAGUUAUAAUCGUGCUGUACUUUGCCUCUUGCAAAGUUUUCAGUUUUGUUGGUUACCACACUGUGCAUACUAGGAUUCUCUCUAAAGUAUGUUGGAUCGAAGAAGUAACGCAGGCAUGGUUUUCAGCAGUCGAUAACAAGGUCACUUAGAAGAAUCUCUGUGAAGGCAUCAUGUACCCACAAAUUCCAUGGGUUCUUCAAAAGCCCAUACAAACAUGAAGACCUGCUCAAAUCUAGCACCAUGGUCCUACAAUUUUAGGGCAAAUUUGUUUCUUGUAUACAUACACAUAUAUACAUGUUCUCUUUUCUCACCAAAUGCAUCUGACGCUAUAGUGCUGAGGACUUCAAAUACCAUCCAAAAUGUUUCCCAAAAACACAAAUUAGCAUGUUCUUCAUUAAUGAUGUGAAACAGAACCUAAGUAGUGGGGCAACGUUUUUUGUAAAAUUCCAGUGAGCAGAUGCAGGGCCACACAUAAUCUGGAUUCUCUGAAUGAAAUCACCCCUUCCUAGGGGAACCUGCCACUGUUAAAUUGCUUGUGAAGGUUAUCCUUAGCCUUGCUUUGCUAAAUCAUCUCUUUUUCACACAGCACAUCUGUUUUCUUAUUGGGUAUACCAGCACCUGAUAUGCACAUGCUUGGCUUGGGUUAAUGAUGCACAAAAUAAUGAAGAAUAGAUAAUAAUGGCAGUUCUAAAGCUUACAGCUACAAAAAUAAGUCAAGCCGAAGCAAAUCCUAUAUUUCUUUCCUAAUAUAUUUGUUGGGUUUCUGCUAGAUUUAAUCAGCACCAGAAGCUGCAACUGCAAUAACGCCAAUAGUGCCAGCUGCUGAAGAUGCCUAUGGAAAGAAUUGCAUUUCAGUUGCUGAGCUGCAGUUUUCCAGGCAAUGAAAAGUAGAAUGAGGGACCAACUGUUCUUUACAGGGGGCAGCAAGAGUAUAUGACUCAUUUGAGCUACAGUAUAGGGCAGUGAUGACGAACCUUGGCACCCCAGAUUUUUUGGAACUACAUUUCCCAUGAUGCUCAUGCAGUCUGCAGUGUAGUUGAGCAUCAUGGGUAAUGUAGUUCCAAAACACCUGGGGAGCCCCUGGUAUACGGGAAUCCCAAGCAGACUGUCUAUUACAGUGCACCUAUCAGCACCCUAAUGCUGAUGUCAUAAUAAGGAUUCUGCUCCUGGCAACACACUAGCAUUGUAAGAAAUUAACUUGCUAACCUGGGAACAGUGAUGGAGUAACUCUUUGCUAGUCCAGCCAGAGAUGGAAUGAUCCCACAGAAAAUAGUAAGUGACCAUCUAAGUGAUCCUGCCUUGACAAGUUGUAAACAGGACAUGAUAACUUGAUUCAAGCACUAGCACAAGGCAGUUCCUUGCACAUACCUUUAGAUACGUUGUACUGCAGCUGGGAAUCCCAAAUUGUUCAAGGUUUGAUACUUAGCUCAUUGCUAGUUCCAUCCAUUUAGUUUGCUUUUUUUUCAAACUCAAUUUCAUUGCGGGCCACAUCAGCAUUAGGGUUGCCCUCAAAGGG
Molecule: messenger RNA, 2772 nt
Organism: Rana temporaria (common frog)
Lineage: Eukaryota; Metazoa; Chordata; Amphibia; Anura; Ranidae
Gene: ALKAL2
Product: ALK and LTK ligand 2
Exons: 6
Coding region: 424-879 (151 amino acids)
Biological process (GO): positive regulation of ERK5 cascade; positive regulation of ERK1 and ERK2 cascade
Molecular function (GO): receptor signaling protein tyrosine kinase activator activity; receptor tyrosine kinase binding
Source: RefSeq, a predicted model, not a curated record